UUUGAAGACAAAAUUCGAGUACAAUUCAAGUAAAAAAUUUAAAUUUUAAACUAGCUAUAAUUAUGGAAAAUACAGCACAUCUGUUGAACGAGAUAGAUAAAAAACUAAUGAUUCUUCUACGUGACGGUCGAACACUUAUCGGAUAUCUUCGUGCUGUUGAUCAAUUUGCUAAUUUAGUGUUACAUCGCGCAAUUGAACGUAUUCAUGUGAACGAUAAGUAUGGUGAUAUGGAACGAGGAGUAUUCAUUAUUCGUGGGGAGAAUGUAGUUCUUCUUGGGGAAAUUGACCGUGAGAAGGAGCAGGAACUUAAUAGUAAAUUAACUCAGGUAUCCGUAGAAGAGAUCCUCGAUGCACAACGGCGAGAAAUAGAAUCAAAGCAGGAAAAAAAUGCACUUUUGCGACAGCGCUUAAAACAAAGAGGAAUCAAUAAUAAUCUAAUGCUCGAGGAUAAUGACUAGACUAUUUAAACUCAUUGUUUUUUUUUACGUAUAUAAGAUGAUCUUUAAAAUCAACUCUUUUUUUUAUUCUCUAAGUUUAAAAUCUGUCUAAAAAUGAUUCAUAAUUAUUUGAUUUCUCAUAUAAAUGGAGUUAUGGAAAGUUAUGUUAACAUCCUUAUAAUUUUAGAAUAUGUCAUUUAUAUAAAGUAAUAUCUAAUUCAUUCACAAGAUCAAGAAAAAGAAAUAUGUGAAUUUUUUACAUUAUUUAUGUCCA
Molecule: messenger RNA, 711 nt
Organism: Chironomus riparius
Lineage: Eukaryota; Metazoa; Arthropoda; Insecta; Diptera; Chironomidae
Source: the annotation of a GenBank genome assembly